AUGAAUUGGUUAUCACUUGCCUUUGCGGCUACUGCACUUAGUGCUGCCGUAGACCCUAUCUCGAUCUCUGGUCGCUCUGAAGUUCCCGGAUUCAACUACGAUACUGACAAAGUACGCGGCGUCAAUCUGGGCAGUUGGUUCGUGUUAGAGCCCUAUAUGACGCCUUCACUAUUCACAUCAUUCCCUGACAAUGCGAUCCCAGUGGACGAAUAUCAUUUGACCCAGGAGCUGGGUAAAGACCAAGCGAAGGAGGUGCUUGAGCAGCAUUGGGCCACUUGGAUCACAGAGUCGGACUUUGCUCAAAUUGCUGGAUGGGGAUUCAACACUGUUCGUAUUCCUAUCGGCUACUGGGCCUUUUUGGCUCGCGAUCAAGACCCCUAUGUCCAGGGUCAAGAACAGUACCUGGACCAGGCCCUGGACUGGGCCCGCAAGUAUAAUAUCAAGGUCUGGAUCGAUCUGCAUGGUGUCCCUGGCUCUCAAAAUGGAUUUGACAAUAGUGGUUUACGCGAUGCGUUGGAAUGGCAAAACCCUGAAUGGUCCAACAUCCAGGACACUUACACCGCUCUUUCUAAUAUUAAUCAAAAGUACGCUGGAAGUGACUAUUACGACGUUAUCAGUGGCAUUGAGCUUGUGAAUGAGCCUCUGGGGCCUUCACUGGAUGUCAACAAGAUCAAGGAAUACUAUGAGGGCGGCUAUAAGGACGUUCGUGGCCAGGGAUCCCAAGGUGUCAUCAUCCACGAUGCCUUUUUGCCUAUUGGCACUAUGAAUGAUUGGCUAGACAUCAACGAUGGCUACUGGAAUGUGGUUCUUGACCAUCAUCAGUAUCAAGUAUUCAGCGUCGGAGAACUCCAGCGUACCUGGGAUCAGCAUAUCCAAACCGCAUGUGACAUCGGCCGAUCCUAUAGCCAGGAAAACAAAUGGAGAGUUACAGGUGAAUGGUCUGCAGCACUGACCGAUUGCUCUCCUAUGUUGAAUGGUGUUUAUCGUGGUGCCCGCUACGAUGCGACAUAUCAAAACAGCCAGUACAUUGGCAGCUGCGCCAACAUUAACGACGUCAGCUCGUGGCCAGAGGACAAAAAGCAGGCGACGAGGCGCUAUGUUGAGGCCCAGAUGGAUGCGUACGAUCAAGGCAACGGCUGGAUCUUCUGGAGCUACAAAACAGAAAGCACUAUUGAGUGGGACGUUCGACGUUUAAUUCAAAACGGUUUGUUCCCACAACCGCUGGACAACCGCCAGUACCCUAACCAGUGCGGCUACUAA
Molecule: messenger RNA, 1260 nt
Organism: Wickerhamiella sorbophila
Lineage: Eukaryota; Fungi; Ascomycota; Dipodascomycetes; Dipodascales; Trichomonascaceae
Product: Glucan 1,3-beta-glucosidase 2
Exons: 1
Coding region: 1-1260 (419 amino acids)
Biological process (GO): glucan catabolic process
Cellular component (GO): extracellular region; cell surface
Molecular function (GO): glucan exo-1,3-beta-glucosidase activity
Source: RefSeq, a predicted model, not a curated record